AUGAGUUGGUCCACGAAAAAGAAUAACAAUGAAUUGAACCGAAGCUACGGCUCUAUUAAUCAGAGUUUAGAUGAAAGCAAUACAACGACUAUAAGUGAUAAUAACAGCAACGGAUGGCUAAGUAAAGCGACUAAUGGUGUGUAUAGUGUGGGCGCCGGAGCUGUCACUUAUGGGAUGGGAGGCCUGAAAUGGGCGCUCACGUCGACGGCCAACGUCUCGUCGGCGGUAUUGAGUGCCGGCGCUGAGGGAGUCGUGCACUUGAAGAAGAGGGCCUCAAAAGAUAAAGAUGAGUGAUUAGUAUAUAAUCCGAAAAUUCUUCAUUAAUUGUAUUUUCCACUCAUUUUUGGCGACGAAAGUGAAUAAUGAGAUGAGAUUUGAAUGCCUUUUUAGACGUCUAUUUAUAAACUAUGUUUAAUAUAUCGGCG
Molecule: messenger RNA, 425 nt
Organism: Oppiella nova
Lineage: Eukaryota; Metazoa; Arthropoda; Arachnida; Sarcoptiformes; Oppiidae
Source: the annotation of a GenBank genome assembly